ACACGCUAUACUACUAUAAACGCGUACAUUAAACACACACGUCAAAGUCGCGAGUGUAAUACCGAAAAACCAGGGUCCUUGAAACGAAAGGAAAACAUCGUGGAGAACCUCAUGGUGUCGGUGAAAGAAUCUCACGCAACCUAGGAGCGAUUUGACGCCGUAUUCGAUGUCGUCGUCUCAGUUGCCUGUACGAUUUUAAACAGACUAUUCACACGUUUUAUGGAUAUUUGUCGCGUGUGCCUUCGAAAUUCUGUAGUGUUAGUGGCCGGUGCGCGCAUUGUGCCCGCGUAAGUUUUGCUCCUUUAUCUACAGCACUCUUUAUCGUUCGCAUAAAUCUCGAUUCGGAGAGAACUACAUAGAACGCGCUCGGUACUUUUCGGCACGCGACCGAAUACCUCCGAUCAUCAGUCGCGAGACUUCCCCUUAGUGAUCGAAUAGGGAAGAAGGAACGUGCGAAGAAGAAAAUUUGGAGGAGCGAAACGGACUCGUGUGCCGCUGAUUUCGUUCGGUGGUACAUUCUCGGCAGACAUAACCUGUAUGCGCUCCAUGAACAGGAAGUUUCCUGUGGUAGGAGUGGGUGGUACGAAGAGGGAGACGCCGGUCGAGCCUUAAAUAUCGAUUUUGGCAUGCAAGAGGUACGAUAGCCGUCCGUUUCAGCGUGUCUCCUACCUUUGUGCAUCUCCACGCUGACGAGUUUUGACAGUUGAGUGCGGGAGUAGUGCAUCAAGAGGAAUCGCGUGCAUUUACACGUAACAAAAACAAUAUGGUGGCGUGGUAUUUUCGAGCCGAAAAUUAAAUGCACAGUGAACAAGUGUUUUCAAAUGAUGGAAUUCAAUGUGUGAGUUAACUUGGAUUUUUUUAAGUGUUCGUUGAAAAUGUUGUCCUCGGAUCGUCGAGGGUACAGACAUUUCGUCUAUAAAACGCGUUUGAGGCAGGAAAAUUCGGUGACUAUCGAUCGAUCGUCUCAUUAAUGUUGGCCAAGACACUUUGUUUCUUUCGUUUCGAUAACCAUUCAACGGAAAUUACGUCGCCUUUCGGAUUUUUACGUGUCAACUGUUUCGACCUACGAGUGUAAUCGUCAAAUGUCCUUCAACACUUCCAGCGUUCUCAACCGUAACAAGUGAAGUCUGAAACAAUAGUAACCGAUCGGAGAAGACUGUAAUAUAACUCGAAGAGAAAACAAUUCAACUACGAUAGAAUACAUUUUCAGAACACUCUAAGAGAGAGAGAGAGAGAGAGAGAAAAAAACCCAGAAAUAAGUCAACGAAACUGCCAGUGUCUUCACAGAGAUAACCCCGUAAAAUAUAGGGAACCGUCAACUAUUAUGAUACCCGAAUCACGUUUAUAAAGCCCUUUGUCGCGUUUGCCGAUCAAGUGGACGAUGACAUCAUGGUGCAGCAUUGCCGAUUGAGAACGUGGACAACGGAGCUAGUGUUGGUUAAAUGUCGAUAAGCCCUUCGCACUUGACACCGUUGUCCGUUUUUCAAUGCGUCGAAACUGUCGACGACUCUAAACUCGUCGACGAGGAAAUAUAUUAAGAAUUUUUACUACGUAACAACAGAGGCGUGCUUUUACAGUCGCGCUAGUAAGGAACAUGAACGAGCGAACACGUGAAACGAAUUGAAAAUUUUUCUCGUUACUUGGACGCAACGACGUUCGUUACAUUCUUUUACAUGCAGCAUAAACUCCCGAUGACCGCAUUCACGAAUACUGAUUCUUCGAAUCCUGGAAUGUUCAUCAUAUGAAAGGAGGAGCCAUUUGAAUUAAUCGACUCGUCGUUCUCGUUCGUUUUUCGAAAGCAACAUUUUCGGCCAAAUAGCGUCGCUGACGCGUGAUAAAAAGAAAAAGCUAUAUCAGGAAGAAUGGUUUCGAGAUACGGCGUCUCGAAGGAGGGCGCAGUGGGUGUUGCCGUAGGUGUAGGACCUAUGCACUGUCUCCUUCCACAUUGCGGGGGACCGCAUCACCAUCACCACCUAUCGGCCCCCCAUCCCCAAAAUCCUCAGGCGGGGCACAAUCACCACGUGCAUCCGGCCCAUCAGCCACCACCCUCGCCGAGCCCUCACUUGAAUCACCAGCUGAGCCAUCAUCAACUUACCGUAAACAUCAACCAUCUCAGCCAUCAGCAACAGCAACAGCAACAGCAACAGCAACAAAACCAGCAUCAGCAAGCACCGCCGCAGUAUCGCGUUGUCACUACGAACGUCAGAUCAGAGUUUCAUGUGUCUGGACAAAAUUACGGCACCCAACCAGGGGGCCAGGUGGGCGGGGGAGGGGGUAGCGUAGGAGUACCUGGGGGCAGAGGGCCUCCACCACUCGGCGGCUUACAGUCCAUAGGACAAUCGGGGGUAGGUAUACCGCCAGGAGGUCCUGCUGGAGGGCAAGCACCACCUCAAACCCCAGCACCUGGGGUACAGUCACAACAGCCGCAAGGUCCGGCGCCUACUACGACACCCCCCGUGCAUACACCCUCGCCACAGGAAAUGGGAAAACAGGCUCAUCUACAACCUCAACCACAACCUCUAUCACAAGUAUAUGGGUCUACACAAACGAGGCCGACCACGCAAGGUUAUUAUCAGCAAGGUCCAAGACCGCAACAACCAAGAGGUCUUAGUCACAGGGGGGGUCAAGGAGGUACUGGUGCACAGGUAGUCGGGAUGUCAGGUGUCGCCGGAGGUGGAGGUCAACCAACAGCAAUUUAUCAUCCAGGCGGUUUGCCAGUUCAAUCUGGGACAAUGUAUCCAGUUCCAAAUAUUCAUUCUGGUCUGCAUCAGCAGUCCGUAUACCCCAUGAGCAGUCAAAUACCCCUUCAGUUUGGUCCACCGCAACGACAUCAAACGCAUCAAAAUCAAUCAUAUUUCGCACCAUUUCAACAUUCUACCCUUCUAACGGCACAAAAUAUGUUUGGAUAUGGUGCGCCUACACCAGCUCCUCAACCUUAUUUGUGGCCUACUGGCCAACCAGCGAAUACACCACUAAGUUUAAGUAGAGCAGGUGCGAAUGCUGUUACUGGUGGGGCACAACAUGUUGCAGGCCCGCUGGCCGGUGCCCAAGGAGCCCCAGUAGUACCACAAGGUACGCUUCAGCAAUCUACGCAACAAGCUCAGUCUUUACCCUCAAUGGGUAUAUCUCUUUCUCAGACUGAUGUGUACUCAGGCCAUAACGGUGGUGCAACAAGUACGACGAAUAGUACAAUAAAAUCUCGGAAACCAAGAGGACAAAAUGCUAUUACUGAUAUCGUAGAUCCGUCGACUGGUAAAAAUAUAAGUCACGAAAUUUACAAGGACAAUGAAACUAUUCAAAGUGGUGACUCUAGCAACCGUGACACACCUCGGCCACAGAAUAAUAACGCUGAGGUGCAAGCCGACUUCGCAGCGCGGGUCGCGAAAACUCUUGUGAAAGUCGGGACCGAAGAGUCUAGUUCCGACUCGACGGUACCGACUAGUGUACCAAAUACACCCGCAACUCAAAACGUAACGCAAAGUUUAUCAAAUUCCCAAACAAAUUCUAAUAACGAUGUGAACAGUCAGUGUAGUACCAGUUCACCAACGCAAAAUACACCUAACGUAAUCGCGUUGUGUAGUCAAUCGUUAGGUACUCCUAGUAACAUGGCUCAAGUAGUAGACUUUAGUGCAGUGAAAACGGAGUCUAAACCAUUGCAAAUCUCUGUGAAGGAAUUUCAACCUCGUGGUGAAAUAAAAAGUGUGGUUGUCGAGGAACCACCACCGGCUGCACCACGUAACGUAAACAAGGAUGAUGUUUCUGCGCAGUUAUCCGCAAUGACUGUAACAGAAGUCGAGGUGAAGAGUACGAGUACGAGUGCUUCGCCCACCGUGACACAAGUCCCAAUUCCCCUUGUGACCGCACCAAGUACGAACGUUCCGGAAGUCCCUAAACCGUCCACCACUGCCCCGAGUGCUAACCCGGCUCCUGCCAGAGAACCACUUCCCACUUUAUCCAGUAAGAAUUCAUCGAGUUCACCACCUAGAAGGAAAAGUCAGACUCAUGCUCACAAUCAACCUGCUGCUGCUGCUGUUGCUGCUGCUGCUGCUGCUGCUGCUGCUGCUGCUGCUGCUGCUGCUGCUGCUGCUGCUGCAACGGAGCUGCAUUCAAGUGCCAAAGAGCAGAAGGAGAAGAAAACGAGAGAGAAGAGCCUUAGUUCUAGGGGCGCUACUCCUACUCCUGCUCACAAUCAGUCUGACCAUCAUCCAAAAGCCAAUGGAGACGCGACUAGCGAUAAACCGGAAUCUGAACCUGCUCGAAAUGAAGUUCAGCAACAGAAAACAUCUGAUGGUAAAGCCAUGCAGAAGCAGAAGAGCAAAAACAAACUCAAGCCACGUGAUCUUAAUCGUAAAGGAGCGGAAAAAGAAGGUACAGAUAUGGAUGCUUUCGUGAACACCGUACCGCCGGUGAAAACCGAGACGAAACAAGAUAAUAAAGAUCCACCAGCGCCAAAAGAUAGCAACAAGGAAGCAAGCCGAGACAUAACGAAAGACAUUAAAGAGAAAGACAAUUAUGAAUCGAAAAAGGAGAAAGAAGUUACUUCUGUUCAUCCGAAGACGGAGAAACAUGUGGCUCCUCCGACACCAGAAAUUCCUCAAGAAAACACUGUUACGCAAACAACUGUCAUAGAAAAACUGUCGAGUAAUAAGGAAACUGUAAAGGAAGCCUCCCCCAAAAUAGAGGAUAAUAAUAAGACAAAUCUGUGUAAUGCGCAAGCAAAAUCAGUUCCUAAUGAUGUUGUUGAUCAUGUACAAGUUAGGGACGAAACUGACUUGGAGGCAAUAGUAGCACAAAAGAACGAAGAAAAUUCGAAGGUAUCGGCAAUUCGAACGCCUAACGAAGAAAAGCAGCCAGUAGCACAUCCGGUUAUAGAAAAAUCAAAUGAAGCCGAACCUCCAGCUCAAACAGAGACACCGGUUACGAAUCAGAUAACACUCAAAUACAAAUAUAACGAUGAUCAAUGGAGUCCCUUAAAUAAAAGUGGUAAAAAGAUUUAUGAUCGCGAAUUUUUAAUAAACUUGAAGAACGACCCUAACAGCAAAAUCAAACCAUCGAAUUUGCCCGACUUAGACGUUGUCUUGAAAGAUAGUUCAAAGGCACGAACUACCAUCGACAUGAGACAAUUUAAAGAUUCAAACAUGAAUAGGCAUGACAUGCUGUUCCCUGGAUUCAUAAAACCAAAUCUAAAUCCACGAGUGCUACCAACGAAUCGUACUAAGAGUCAUUCAGGAAGAUCAUCGAAGCCAACGAAACCAAACGUUAUUCACCUGUCGUUGUCCCUCAGGGAAGAUGUAAAAUUAAGAGAGGCAGAAAAUGCAUGGAGACCAACAAGAUUAAAAAAAACUACUCUUACCGAAGAAGAAACAAAGUCAGAAGCUCUUUACAAGAGAGUUAGAAGCGUAUUGAAUAAACUAACGCCCGAGAAAUUUGAUACUUUAGUUGAUCAAGUGCGUGCACUGCCUAUUGAUACACCAGAACGUUUGCAAGGCGUUAUCAAUUUAGUCUUCGAAAAGGCUGUUGAUGAACCAAGUUUCUCUGUAGCAUAUGCUUUGAUGUGUAAAGAACUUGCAAUGAUGGAAGUGUCAGGGUCAGAGAAAGAAACUGACCAACAAGAAUUCAUUUUCAGGAAGCUUAUUGUUACUCGUUGCCAAAAUGAAUUUGAAAAAAAUUCAGUAAACGAAGAGGCAAGGAUUUCGAAACUUAAAGAAAUUGAAGAAUGUACAGAUCCUGAUAAGAAGAAAAUUUUACAACUAGAACUUGAAGAGGAAGAACGUCGAAUACGUAUCAAAUCAGUAGGAAACAUACGAUUUAUUGGUGAAUUGUACAAACAAGGAAUGUUAACAACUAUGAUCAUGCGUCGUUGCGUAAAACAGUUACUAGAUCAAAGCGAUGAAGAUAGUCUCGAAUGUUUGUGCAAGUUGUUAACAACGAUUGGAAAAGAUUUGGAAAUGAAAGGACCUGUAGAAGAAAUGCAAGAUUAUUUCAGUAAAAUGCAAGAUAUUAUUUCACGACGAGCACAAGGGAAAAUUAGUUCUAGAAUUCGUUUUAUGCUGCAAGAUGUCAUAGAUUUAAGAGCGAAUAGAUGGGUUUCGAGAAGGAAUGACAGUACUCCUAAAACAAUAGAUCAAAUUCAAAAGGAAGCAGAGUCUGAAAGAGUCUUAGAUAGCCAAUUGAGUAAUACUCCUCUGAAUACUCCUCGAAAGGAUGAACGUACCAGUGAUAGAAAAAGAAAUCGCGGUGUUGGUCCAACUGAUGAUGCUGGUUGGAGUCAACCGGUUGUAAGAACAAGACAACCAUAUUCUGUUGAAACAGCAAAACUGAAACAUAAACCCCCUCCAAUGGACGAUAUGCAAUUAGGAAGUAGAAACACGUACUUGUGGAAACAACCUCUGAAUUCUGGUUCAAAGGCAAUGAGUUCUUCAAAUAAAUUUGCAUGCUUAGGAAAUGUGACCUCCUUAGAUCAAGAUAAGAGGGUGAUGGCACCACAACUCUUUGGAUCAAGAUCCACUGGUCCUAGAGAAUAUGGUCGGGACUACAAAUCUUCUUACGAUGGCAGAGGUUCGCGCAAUGGUAGUCAUCAAUUAAGCAGUUCAUCAUCGAGUAGAGAAAGCUCGUCAAUAGAUAAUACACAAAGUCAAAGUGUUUCUUUGCCACCAACGUUAAAAUCCUCACAAUCUACUCCUAGUAGUCAUAGUAAACCUUUAACAAAAGAGGAAUUUAAGCAAGUUUUCGAGAAGAUACUUAUAGAGUAUCUAAAAAAUACCGACAUUGAAAAAGCUGCAUCGGCUAUUCAACAAAACUUCGAAAAUACAUUACCAAAAUUCGUACUUGAGUUGGUCAAUUACGGUUUUGAAAAAUCACCUACUGACAGAAUGUAUGUGUCGCAGCUUAUUUCGCAUUUAAUCAGUCAGAACAUUAUGUCUUUGCAACAGUUUAGAUCCGGGUUCAUUGAAAUAUUGGAAGAUGUCGAGGACCUUUCACUCGAUAUACCUAAACUCUGGUUGUAUCUGGUGGAAAUAUUGUCCCAUCCAUUAGAAACUGAAGUAAUCCCUCUAUCAGAAUUGAAACCUGUAUUUGAUAAUUUAAGAGGUCGAGGAUAUGUAGGCAGAUUUCUUGGGGAAUUGUUACCAAAACUAUCCCAAAAUAAAGGGUCUAAAUGGACCGCAGAAAAAUGGGACCAAAGUGGACUUCAAUUGAACACUAUAAUUGAUCCAAAAUGUGAAGAUGCUAACAAAAUUAUCGAAGACUAUAAGUUAGAGUUCUGCACUGGUGAUUGCAAUAGUGCCAAAAGCUCAACUAAUAAUCAACUCACGUUACAACAUAUUCAAACUGAACUUAAAAGACUCAUGAAGGAAAGUAAUUUUGAUGUGAUUUGUGAUUGGAUAAUUGCGAAUGUAGGUAACCGAGUCAAGGAACCAGAAUUUAUUCGAGUAUUAACGACUGCCAUUUUAGAGACGUCCAUGAAGUUUGGCAAUAACAAGUUGCAUCUUAAAACUGAGAUUCUUACUAAUUUACAACAGUUGAUUCGUCGGUUCGUUGAUGCAAAUGAGUCCCUAGAAUUACAGUGUCUUUACGCGAUUCAACUUCAUUUGCAUAAAAUACAAUAUCCACCCGGGAUUCUCUUUGAAAUUAUGACAAGCUUGUCGGACUAUAAUAUAAUUUCAAGCGACGCGUUCCUGACGUGGAAAGAUAGCCCCGAGCCAGCUCAACGCGAGUGGCAUGGUAUUGCAACGAUGGCGUUAACAUCGUUUUUCACUGGCUUACAAGAAGUUGAUGAUGCUUCCAGUGUAGAAGACGUAUCAACUGAUGUGAACCAAGACCGUUGUUGACGAUACCGUGAUCGAGUACAUUAUCGUCUGUUUAAAGACUUAAAUAUACGUUCCCUCGUCAAAAAAAGAUACGCGAAGUGAGAUCAAAUUGCAGUUUUUUUGUCUUUUUUUUUCCUUUAAGGAAAAAUGUGGUAUAUAUUGAAGAAAACAAUGGUGUGAUAGUAGUGCGCGGGUGUAUGUAAUAUAGUCUAGAACUUUGAAGAACAAGAAGUGGAAGAUAAUAAAUAAGGUUGUCAUAUAAAAAAGGAAAACACAAUGACCGAAGGCCGCUAUUAUACAUAAUGAAGAUAAAGAUUAAUUAUUAAUAAUGAUACAAAAGUAAAUACAAGAUAAUUAUUAUAUAUAAUUCAUUGAAAUGAUUUAAAGUUUAAAUAAAGCAAAAAAAAAAAAACAACUCGAGAAUAUUAUCGUAUAUCUUAUGUCUUGCGGAAUGUCACUACAGCUUGUGAAUCGCCCAAUAGAACUGAAACUUAUGAUUUUUUUUUUCAUGCAUGAUCUCGGAAGAUCGAGAAAUGCUACUUUCAAUUUCACUGAGCGAUAUCAUAGAGCAACUGAAGCGUUUUGCUGUACGGUUUAGUUAACAAAUUGCCGAACGCAGAUGUGUAUAAGUAGGUCCAUUUUAAGUAAAUUAAAUUUAAAAAAUAAGCAGAAGGAAACUAUUGAUAACCAAGUCUGAUACAAGGGCGGCGGUUCUUCCUAUUAUUAUAACGAAUAUAACAGAAUUACUAAUUUAUAUCUUUGCGAACUUACAAUGUAUUCUACUGUAAGAAAAAACCGUUCGUAACUAAGAAAGAAUGAGAGUGAAAUGUGUAACAUAACAUUACGAAACUAGGGUUCGUAGUGUAGAAUAUGUUGAAAUUAGGAAACGGAAGGAUACAAAUGGUGUGCAUAUUAAGGCGCUACUAUUUUUUAACACUAGUUAUUUAUAAUCAUUGAGAGAACAGAUUAUAGUGCGUGGGAUGGAAUGUCUGCAUGUAUUCAGGUGGCAGGUGCCGUAGCAAAUUGUAUAAAAUUGUUAUACUAAUUUAAAGUACAGUGUGAAAAAUACCAUUUCCUUUGAAUAUACUACAAUAUAUAUAAAAGGGAAAUAAGUAGAUUUGAGUGCAGUUAUUAUGAAAAAUUAUUUUUAUUUAACUCUAGAAGAGAAUUUUACAUUGAUUUUGUCUAACAUUUCUGAUGUUACUAAAUAUACUCUCCUUAU
This is a messenger RNA of Hylaeus volcanicus, 9030 nucleotides long. It is a transcript of the gene Eif4g, whose product is annotated as eukaryotic translation initiation factor 4 gamma 3-like. Gene Ontology annotation, cellular component: eukaryotic translation initiation factor 4F complex. NCBI's taxonomy places the organism in Eukaryota, Metazoa, Arthropoda, Insecta, Hymenoptera, Colletidae. Bases 1863 to 7829 code for a protein of 1988 amino acids. The record is from RefSeq and is a predicted model, not a curated record. The transcript is spliced from 26 exons. Gene Ontology annotation, molecular function: protein binding; mRNA binding; translation initiation factor activity.